UGUGCAGCACCGUCAUGGAAAAAAAAAAGUAGAUUGUCAUUACUCCCACAGGGGGAUUGACCGGUGCAACCAGUCCAGUGUUAGUCAGAUAAUCUCACUGUUGUAACGCUGUGUCCAUGUGACUCUCUCGCUGACUCUCUUAUCCUCUUACAGCGGCUCUCACCUCAAAUCGCAGCUCAUCCUGCAGAGCUGCAGCCGACAGAGUGACAGCAGAGCGGAGAGGCAGCAGAGACAUGGCGAGUCCCGGGCAGAAAGUGGUGCUGAUCACCGGCUGCUCCUCCGGCAUCGGCCUGAGGAUGGCCGUGAUGCUGGCCAAGGAUGAACAGAAGCGCUAUCAUGUCAUAGCAACGAUGCGUGACCUGAAGCGUAAGGAUAAGCUGGUGGAAGCUGCCGGGGACGCUUACGGGAAAACUCUAUCUCUCGCUGUGCUGGACGUCUGCACCGAUGAGUCGGUCAAACAGUGUAUCAACGGCAUCAAAGACAGACAUGUGGACGUCCUCAUCAAUAAUGCCGGUAUCGGCCUCGUGGGUCCAAUAGAAAGCAUCCCCAUCGACGAGAUGAAGAAAGUGUUUGAGACCAAUUUCUUCGGGGUGAUCCGGAUGAUCAAGGAGGUGAUGCCUGACAUGAAGAAAAGGAAAGGAGGACACAUCAUCGUGGUCAGCAGUGUGAUGGGCCUGCAAGGUGUGGUGUUUAAUGACGUGUAUGCAGCUUCCAAGUUUGCCAUGGAGGGCUUCUGUGAGUGUUUGGCUGUGCAGCUUUUGAAGUUCAAUGUCACAAUGUCAAUGAUUGAGCCGGGACCGGUGCACACAGAAUUUGAGGCAAAAAUGAUUCAGGAUGUGAAGCAGAAGGAGUUUCCCGGAGCCGAUGCUGAUACGGUGAACUACUUCAAGAACGUUUAUCUUCCUUCGUCUGUGGACAUCUUUGAGACACUGGGACAAACGCCUGACGACAUCGCCAGAUGUACCAAGAAAGUGAUAGAAGCAAGCAACCCGCGUUUCCGUAAUCUCACCAACCCUCUGUACACGCCCAUCGUUGCGUUGAAAUACGCCGAUGAAACUGGAGGCCUGUCUGUCCAUUCCUUCUACCACAUGCUCUUCAACCUGGGUCCACUAAUGCACGUCAGCAUGACCGCCAUGAAGUACCUCACCUGUGGGUGUCUGAGGAGCAGGACCAUUUCACCAAACUGAAAAUAUAUUAUGUUACUAUAGAACACAGUAAAGAC
Eleginops maclovinus (Patagonian blennie) is the source of this 1222-nucleotide messenger RNA. RefSeq names its product retinol dehydrogenase 8-like. The record is from RefSeq and is a predicted model, not a curated record. Gene Ontology annotation, biological process: retinol metabolic process; estrogen biosynthetic process. Gene Ontology annotation, cellular component: cytoplasm; cytosol. The transcript has 6 exons. Gene Ontology annotation, molecular function: estradiol 17-beta-dehydrogenase [NAD(P)+] activity; all-trans-retinol dehydrogenase (NAD+) activity. NCBI's taxonomy places the organism in Eukaryota, Metazoa, Chordata, Actinopteri, Perciformes, Eleginopidae. The coding region runs from base 234 to 1187 and encodes 317 amino acids.